AUGGGCUCCCGGCAGCAUGUUCGGGACAUCAAAAGCGGUUCCCCGCUUCCCUAUACAGAUGAUAUCAGGGCUUACAAGAAGGAGUAUGCCGAAGCUCUUGAUGCUCGAGAUCCACUUCGGAGCUUCCGGGACGAGUUUAUCAUUCCAUCCAAGAAGGAUCUCAAGCGGAAGACUCUGAAAGGAGACCAGGGCAAUGAAGCAUCCGAUGAAAAAUGCAUCUACUUCUGUGGUAAUUCACUUGGAGUUCAGCCUCGUAGCACCCGGAAAUAUAUUGAGCAGUACCUACGGACUUGGGCAACCAAAGGCGUGACCGGGCAUUUUGUACCGCAUGACGAUCAACUGCUACCUCCUUUUGUCGAUGUUGACACCGCAGCCUCCAAGCUGAUGGCUUCAGUUGUCGGUGCUUCUCAAAGUGAAGUGGCUGUCAUGGGCACUUUGACUGGCAAUCUGCACCUGCUAAUGGCAAGCUUCUAUCGCCCUACCAAAGAGAAGUAUAAGAUUAUACUGGAGGGCAAGGCUUUCCCCAGUGAUCAUUAUGCGGUUGGGUCUCAGCUUCGUCAUCAUAACUUUGAUCCAAAGGGCGGCAUGGUUUUGAUUGAACCUAAAAAUUUAGAUCAACCCACCCUGAGCACGGAGCAAAUCAUCAAAGUCAUUGAUGACAACGCUUCCAGCACCGCACUCGUCCUUCUGUCGGCUAUUCAGUUCUACACAGGGCAGUACUUUGAUAUCGAACGGAUCACGGCUCACGCCCACUCUAAAGGAAUCUUGAUCGGCUGGGACUGCGCUCAUGCCGCUGGCAAUGUGGAUCUACAACUUCACGGUUGGAAUGUGGAUUUUGCAGCCUGGUGCAAUUAUAAGUACCUUAACAGCGGGCCGGGUGGAAUAGGAGGACUAUUUGUCCAUGAACGUCACGGUUCCGUAGAUGAGAAACAGCCCGAAACUGACGAUACAUUUCGGCCUCGACUCUCAGGUUGGUGGGGAGGAGAUAUCAAAACGCGUUUCAACAUGGAAAAUAAAUUUCUGCCACAACCCGGUGCAGCUGGAUUUCAGCUGUCGAACCCCUCUGUUCUAGACAUCAAUGCCGUUGUCGCGUCUCUCGAAAUCUUCAACCGGACAACAAUGCAGGAAAUUCGACAGAAAUCUCUCAGCCUCACAGGAUAUCUAGAACAUCUUUUGAUGAAGUAUCCUCUAGAUGCAGCCCCUGAAGAUAAACCAUUCACCCUUAUCACGCCAUCAAACCCAGCCGAGCGAGGUGCUCAACUCAGCCUACGUCUCCAGCCAGGGUUGCUGGAUCAUGUCUUGCAUUGUCUGGAGGAGAAGGGUGUUGUUAUUGACGAGCGGAAACCAGAUGUGGUUCGGGUCGCCCCUGCGCCUUUGUAUAAUACCUACACGGAAGUGUGGGAGUUCUGUCAGAUCUUUUUGCAGGCGUGCAAAGAGGCCAUGGCGGAGAAGAAAACACAAUCUACUUCGCAACCGAAACCCGAUCAAGAUGUGGAUGUAGGGCGAAGCGGAGAUCCUGCUGAUGUUGACUACUCAGUCUUCACGGUCGGUCAGCGCAGAUAUAUUGUUUUUAUGGCCUCUUGGGCUGGUUUCUUUUCGCCUGUCUCUUCUCAGAUCUACUUCCCUGCAUUGAAUACCUUGGCGAAGGAUCUGCAUGUAUCAAAUUCAUUGAUCAAUCUGACUUUGACAAGUUAUAUGAUUUUCCAAGGACUGUCGCCCAUGUUUAUUGGUGACUUUGCGGACAAAGCUGGCCGACGACCAGCAUAUAUCUUGUGCUUCACCAUCUACAUUGCAGCUAAUAUCGGACUUGCCCUACAAAACAAUUAUGCAGCUCUUUUUGUUCUCCGAUGCUUGCAAAGUGCAGGAAGCAGCACCACCAUUGCCCUCUCAUCGGGAGUGGUCUCCGAUGUAGCCACUGCAUCGCAACGAGGUUCCUAUAUAGGAUUCGUCACAGCAGGGUCUCUCAUGGGCCCCUCAGUCGGACCAGUAAUUGGAGGUCUAUUGUCUCAAUACUUGGGCUGGCGGGCAAUCUUCUGGUUUCUGACCAUUUUUGCAGCGGCUUUCAUGGUUCCGUUUCUAGUUUUCUUCCCGGAAACUGCUCGUGGGAUUGUCGGCAAUGGCUCACUGCCUCCUCAAAAAUGGAAUAUGUCCCUGAUCAGCUAUCUAGAGUCCCGGAAGGCUCGCGAGGAAGGUGCCAUAUCUACGGCGAUUACAUCCAAGCAAAAACUCACGUUCCCCAAUCCUUUCCAGACGCUGGCGAUUGUAUUCCAGAAGGAUACCAGUCUAAUCCUCUUCUGCAAUGCUAUUCUUUUUGCUGGUUUCUACGACGUGAGCGCCAGCAUUCCUUCUAUCUUCAAUGAUCUCUACGGGCUAGACGACCUCCAGGUCGGUCUCUGUUAUAUUCCGUUUGGCCUCGGUGCGACCAUCGCCUCCAUUGUCAACGGCAAGUUCCUGGACUUCAAUUAUCGCCGACUCGCAAAGCAGUUGAAUUUCCCACUAACCAAGAACCGCGAAACUGACUUGCGGAACUUUCCUAUUGAGAAAGCUCGUCUUCAGCUAGCAUUCCCUCUUCUCAUCUUAGGAAGCAUCUCCGUCCUUGUGUUUGGAUGGUUCUUGAACUAUGGGAUUCAUCUCGCUGCGCCAACAUGUAUUCUGUUUCUCAUGGGAUUGACCUUGACAGGAGCAUUCAAUACCAUCAGCACACUCCUGGUAGACCUCUAUCCAACACAAGCGGCCAAGGCCACUGCUGCCAAUAAUUUCGGGCGUUGCUUACUGGGAGCCGGCGCAACGGCACUCAUCGAUCCUAUGCUUUCUACUAUGGGUCGGGGGUGGUGUUUCACAUUCAUCGCGUUAGUGAUGAUCGCCACAACACCGCUGCUUUUGAUUGUGAUUCGAAAGGGGCCGGGUUGGCGCGAAGAGCGUCGUCUGAAAGAGGAAGCUAAGAACCCUAGGAACGAGAAUGAUACCGAAAUGACAGCUCGAUGA
Messenger RNA from Penicillium coprophilum, 2985 nucleotides. It is a transcript of the gene bna5-1, whose product is annotated as kynureninase. Gene Ontology annotation, biological process: NAD+ biosynthetic process; transmembrane transport. The coding region runs from base 1 to 2985 and encodes 994 amino acids. The transcript has 6 exons. Gene Ontology annotation, cellular component: cytoplasm. Lineage: Eukaryota; Fungi; Ascomycota; Eurotiomycetes; Eurotiales; Aspergillaceae. Gene Ontology annotation, molecular function: kynureninase activity; pyridoxal phosphate binding; transmembrane transporter activity. The record is from RefSeq and is a predicted model, not a curated record.